CAAUAAACAACGCCAUAUAGUUCGACUGGCCAUACGGAAAUAAUUAUUUUUAUGUAUGAGACAGUAUUUUCAUUAAAAUAUCUUUAGUUUUAACAAGUUUUAUAUUACAGUAAAAUAUUUAUUGUUUGGAGUCAGUCAGCCAAUGAAAUUGGACGUUUUUGUACGCGAUGACGUCACUACACAGAGUAAAACUAUCGCGCCGUUUUCGUGGUCCAUGUACUAGCCUGUCGUCGCGAUGGAGGCAUCAAACAAUUCCAGGGAAUUGUUGUUGAACCAUUUAUUACAACGGCUUUACACACGUCUGUCACUUUGGCUGGAACGUAUUCCUCUUGACAUUGACUUCUUAGAAUUUACAUGUUCUCAGGAGCUGGUCAUUUUUAGUGCCAUCUUAAAUCAGAUACCCAUUCCGAAUGAACUGUAUGAUGCACUUUAUCAAGUACAUCAGAUGGCCGUUAGAAAUACUAACACAGAUCCAUACAUCGUGGUUUCCCAAGACAGAGGAAAAACUGGCCGUCCACGGAUUCAGAUUUCUGAGGAUUCUGUAUCCCAGAUGCUUACAUUAGGAUUGCCUGUGACGUGUAUUUCAAGGUUGCUAGGGGUAACAAGGUUCACAAUUCAUAGACGCAUGGUGGAAUGGGGAUUGUCUGUGAAGGCAACCUACAGCAGCAUGGCAGAUGCAGAGCUAGACGCACUUGUGGCAACAAUCCACAGAAGCAAUCCAAAUGCUGGUUAUAGAAUGAUGAUGGGUCUGCUGAGAGCACAAGGUCAUCGAGUACAAUGGGAGAGAGUUCGUUCUUCAAUGCAUCGAGUUGACACAGCAAGCAUUGUUUCCAGGAUGUCACAAUUAGGAUGUGUGGUUAGGAGGACAUACUCUGUUCCUAGCCCAAAGUCCCUGAUGCACAUUGACACAAACCACAAGCUGAUACGGUACAACAUUGUGAUAUUUGGAGGCAUCGAUGGCUUCUCCAGGAAGAUAAUGUACCUUGGUGUGUCAAAUAACAACCUGGCUUCAACAACACUAUCUUUCUUCCGUGAGGCAGUUCAGAAGUUUGGAUUUCCACUGAGGGUUCGGGGUGAUCAUGGAGGAGAGAAUGUAGAUGUGGCCUGCCUUAUGUUCUCUGUCCGGGGAACAGGGAGAAGUAGCUUCAUUGCUGGUAAAAGUGUUCACAAUCAGAGAAUCGAGCGAUUGUGGCGGGAUGUGUUCACUGCCGUUACCUCCCACUUCUACCAUGUUCUGCACCAGCUGGAAGAGGAUGGGCAUCUUGAUCUGUCCAGCAAUCUUCACAUUUUCUGCUGUCACUAUGCCUUCAUCCCACGGCUCCAAACCCAUCUCAGUAUAUUUAGAGAUGGAUGGGACAACCAUCCUCUUUCCUCAGAGGGCAACCUCUCUCCAAAUCAGCUGUGGCAAUUGGGGAAGCAGUACCAUUCAGAAGAGUGUGAUGAGAAUCUACAGAUUCCAGAAAUUGAUUGGGAAAGCAGCGGUCUUAUCUCCAAUCACACAAAUUCUGGAAUCCAGGUUCCUGAGAUUGAAUCUCCACUGAGCACUGAGGAACUUAAUGACCUUAAGGCUGCUGUGGAUCCAAUGCAGCCAUCAGAAAAUUUUGGGGCAGAUGUUUACAUUGCUGCACUGCAGUACAUGAACAGUAUUGGCUAUAUGUAAGGGAGAAUAUCUGUAAUUGAGAUGAACCUCCCCCCAAAAAAUCACAAACAAGAAGUUCUGUCUAGCUAUUUUAUUUUUUUUAACUGUAGCAGACAAAAUAAAUGUAUUCACUUUAAGCAGUCUUUUGUUUUACUACAACUGUAGCUGUCUGAAAGAAGCUUAAAUGUUGAACUAGUAAAUGAAAAAAAUAACAAUUAACAGAAUUAACACAUUAAUAUAAACAGUUUGGGUCAUUUAAUAUUA
Messenger RNA from Misgurnus anguillicaudatus (oriental weatherfish), 1903 nucleotides. RefSeq lists its product as uncharacterized. The record is from RefSeq and is a predicted model, not a curated record. NCBI's taxonomy places the organism in Eukaryota, Metazoa, Chordata, Actinopteri, Cypriniformes, Cobitidae. Gene Ontology annotation, molecular function: nucleic acid binding.